AUGAAGGGAUUUAGUCAUAUUAAUAAGCAUUUUGACGCCUUCAUAGUGUCUUUAAAAUACUUUAUUUUUAUCGUUAUUUACCGUGUUUGUGAUGAUGUUCAUAAUGAUCAUGAUGAGGAUAAUAUUCUUCAUGGUGUUCUUUAUGAUGAGGAUAAUAUUCUUCAUGGUGCUCUUUAUGAUGUUCUUUAUGAUGCUCGGGAGUACGUUUGUGAUGAUCUUUAUGAUGACCAUCAUAAUGAUGAUAUUCUUUAUGGUGUUCUUUAUGAUAAGGAUAAUAUUCUUCAUGGUGCUCUUUAUGAUGUUCUUUAUGAUGUUCUUUAUGAUGUUCUUUAUAAUGCUCAGGAUUACGAAAUUUGGACGCUCCCUACUAUUGUUGGAUAUUAUAAUGUGCGAUCUUUCAUAGGGUUUGAUAUGUCUAAUAGCAAGGCGGUACUUGUAAUGGAUCCACUUGGAGAGAUCAAACUUAUUCCAUGGACUACUGAAUGUAAAGAAGAAAAAUUUUGCCAAAGAAAAACAUGUGACUUUGUAAUUUAUGUCAUAACUAGUAACAUGAUGGGUGUAUAUUCAAUUGCAGAAAUUGUGGAUGAUAGUAAUAAAAGACCUAAAAAUACUAUUUUUGUUUUUUAG
Molecule: messenger RNA, 627 nt
Organism: Cetraspora pellucida
Lineage: Eukaryota; Fungi; Glomeromycota; Glomeromycetes; Diversisporales; Gigasporaceae
Source: the annotation of a GenBank genome assembly